Molecule: messenger RNA, 2580 nt
Organism: Arabidopsis arenosa
Lineage: Eukaryota; Viridiplantae; Streptophyta; Magnoliopsida; Brassicales; Brassicaceae
Source: the annotation of a GenBank genome assembly
AAAUAAACCUCUUUUCUUCUUCAUCUUCUCGACCACGUCAGAUUUGAGCAUCAAACAAAGCACACAAAUCCCCAAGAAGCUUCGUUUUGGAAUCAAACGAUCUGGUUUUUCGGAUUUGGUAUUGGAGCAAUGGCUUUGGUGACUCCAAUUCCAGCAAUGGGUGAAAGAGCUGGAUCCAUGAGAUUUCACGGAAUUGGUAGCCCAGGAUCAAGGUCUAGUAGGAGCGGGAUUAUGGACGAACCUGUUUCGCGCCUGAUUGAGGAGAAAAUCUUCGUUGCUGUGGAUAAACACGUGGCCAAGAGCAAGUCUACACUCAUUUGGGCUUUGCAAAACACUGGCGGCAAGAAGAUUUGCCUUAUUCAUGUUCAUCAGCCCUCCCAAAUGAUUCCAGUUAUGGGCGCCAAAUUUCCAGUUGGUGCUGUCAAGGAGGAAGAAAGAGGGGUCAGGGCAGAAAAGAUGUUUAUUGAAAUGGAGUCCAUCGAGAAUGGAAUUGUGCAGCUGAUCUCGGAGCUGGGAAUCAGGAAGCUUGUCAUGGGAGCAGCAGCAGAUAGACACUAUUCAAGGAGAAUGACGGAUCUGAAGUCCAGGAAAGCCAUCUUCGUACGCCGAGAAGCACCUACUCUUUGUCAAAUAUGGUUUACUUGCAAAGGAUAUUUGAUACAUACAAGGGAAGCUACUAUGGACGACACUGAGUCAGAAUAUGCAUCUCCGCGUCCUUCCAUAAGUGCAAGUGAUCUACUUCAAACUUUCUCUACACCGGAGUCUGAACAUCAGCAUAUAUCUCGAGUACAGAGCACCGAUUCAGUUCAUCAAUUAGUAAGCAAUGGAAGUUCAACUGAACACAGCGGGAGGGUGUCGGAUGGGUCUUUAAAUACUGAUGAGGAGGAGAGAGAAUCUAGUGGCAGUGAAGUAACGGGAAGUGCAACAGUUAUGAGUUCUGGCCAUUCAUCUCCCUCCAAUUUUCCGGAUGGGGUGGAUGAUUCAUUUAACGAUAAAAUCCGAAAAGCCACGUCAGAGGCUCACAGUUCAAAACAAGAAGCUUUUGCAGAGACUCUUAGGCGUCAGAAAGCUGAAAAAAACGCACUUGAUGCAAUCAGAAGGGCUAAACAAUCAGAAAGUGCCUAUUCUGAGGAGUUGAAGCGAAGGAAAGAUAUGGAGAUAGCAGUAGCGAAAGAGAAAGAGAGAUUUAUAACAAUAAAAAAUGAGCAAGAGGUAAUCAUGGAGGAACUUCAAAGUGCAAUGGAUCAGAAAGCGAUGCUUGAGAGCCAAAUAGCAGAAUCUGAUGGUACAAUGGAAAAGCUAAACCAGAAGCUUGAUAUAGCUGUGAAGUUGUUGCAAAAGUUGAGGGAUGAACGAGAGGAGUUGCAGACAGAACGUGACAGAGCACUCAGAGAAGCUGAGGAGCUAAGGAGUCGCGCAGAAACCUCAACCCUACAGUUACCUCAGUACUUCACGGAUUUCUCAUUCUCCGAGAUUGAGGAAGCAACUAAUCACUUUGAUUCGACCCUGAAGAUUGGGGAAGGUGGAUAUGGAAGCAUCUACAUUGGUUUACUGCGUCAUACUCAGGUGGCUAUAAAAAUGUUGAAUCCUAACAGUUCGCAAGGCCCUGUAGAAUAUCAACAGGAGGUUGAUGUGCUAAGUAAAAUGAGGCAUCCAAAUAUCAUUACGUUAAUUGGAGCAUGUCCAGAGGGGUGGAGUCUUGUCUAUGAGUAUCUUCCGGAUGGAAGCCUUGAAGACAGACUUAAUUGCAAGGACAACUCUCCACCCUUGUCGUGGCAAAAUCGUGUACGCAUUGCCACUGAGAUAUGCGCAGCACUAGUCUUUCUUCAUUCCAAUAAAGCUCAUAGCUUAGUACAUGGUGAUUUGAAGCCAGCAAAUAUCCUUCUUGAUUCCAAUCUCGUUAGCAAGUUAAGUGACUUUGGGACCUGCUCACUACAUCAUCGUAAUGGAAGCAAAAGUGUGAGAACUGAUGUCACAGGCACAGUUGCCUAUUUGGAUCCAGAAGCUUCCAGUAGUGGAGAGCUAACUCCGAAGUCAGAUGUUUACUCGUUUGGGAUUAUCUUAUUGCGCUUGUUGACCGGGAGACCUGCCUUACGGAUAUCAAACGAAGUGAAGUAUGCCCUCGAUAAUGGAACAUUGAACGACCUCUUGGACCCUUUAGCAGGGGACUGGCCCUUUGUUCAGGCUGAGCAGCUUGCUCGCUUGGCAUUGAGAUGCUGCGAGACUGUCAGCGAGAAUCGUCCGGAUCUUGGAACUGAAGUGUGGAGGGUACUUGAACCUAUGAGGGCUUCUAGUGGAGGAUCUUCAUCUUUCCAUCUCGGCCGUAACGAGCACCGCAUAGCCCCUCCAUACUUCAUUUGCCCCAUUUUCCAGGAAGUCAUGCAGGAUCCACACGUGGCUGCAGACGGUUUCACAUACGAAGCAGAGGCUAUAAGAGCGUGGCUGGACAGUGAACAUGAUACUUCACCAAUGACCAAUGUCAAGCUUUCUCACACCAGCCUAAUCGCUAACCAUGCUCUUCGUUCUGCGAUUCAAGAGUGGCUUCAACAUCAUUUGUGAAAAUAAAAUCCUUCAAACCCU